This is a messenger RNA of Hydatigera taeniaeformis, 912 nucleotides long. Lineage: Eukaryota; Metazoa; Platyhelminthes; Cestoda; Cyclophyllidea; Taeniidae. The record is from the annotation of a GenBank genome assembly.
AUGUACCCUAGCGAUACACCAAGGCGUCAUCUUCUCCGUCAAGAGGAACAACAAGAGGAGAGUCCUACCUCCUCUAACAAUAAUCCAUCGAGUCGUGACACUGAGGAGACAAUAGGAUUCGAAUCCAACCUUUCUACUUGCACCUCAGUUAGUCAUCGGCCGCAGGCAAUCGAUUCUAGCAGUUCAACGACGACGUCUGUCACUAGCACAACCAUUUUCUCCUCUUCUUCUUCAUCCGCCUCUGCUUAUAAAACUGGUAAACUCGGAUUAAGGCAUGGUCUGGUCGCCCAACCUGGGGGAGGUUCGACUACCUCAUCCUCAACUGAAGAUUCGGAGGCGAGGGAGCGGCGUUUUGGGUCUAUUGAUUUGCAACAUCCUCUGCCAUUGAAUACUGUAACGAGUGGGGCGACGGGGCAGGAAAUUGUGAAGGGACAAUUGGCAAUCGACGCACACAUGAAACAGGCAUUACUUGCGGAUUUCAAUCUUCCAAGCAUCUUCCAUUCCCCUGCUGUGUUGUCUACCUACUUUCCUCGACUCCUUCCAACUCGUUCUGUUGAUGCCUUUCAUCUACCCAACCGUCUCAUCAACCCCAUUACCGCGAGUACUACUAUCGGUCCAUACAAAAUGGGACGUCUCCUGGGGCGAGGCAACUUUGCAGUUGUCAAGUUGGCCACACAUACCCAACUGAAUGUUCCAGUUGCAGUGAAGAUCAUCAACAAGGAGCUAGUAGGUGGUCAAAAUUUGGCAAAAAUAGCGCGCGAAUUGGAGGCUAUGAAGAGAUGCUAUAGACAUCCAAAUAUUGUUCGACUUUAUCACAUUAUGGAGACGGAUACUAACAUUUACAUGGUGAUGGAGUAUGCCAGUCGUGGUGAAGUUUUCGGUGAGUCGGUGCCUUAUUUGAUUAAAGUGUGA